Messenger RNA from Desarmillaria tabescens, 2298 nucleotides. RefSeq lists its product as uncharacterized. NCBI's taxonomy places the organism in Eukaryota, Fungi, Basidiomycota, Agaricomycetes, Agaricales, Physalacriaceae. The record is from RefSeq and is a predicted model, not a curated record. Bases 206 to 2053 code for a protein of 615 amino acids. Gene Ontology annotation, molecular function: protein binding. The transcript has 10 exons.
UCUAUGCGUGCGGCUACAACAGGCAUUCAUAUACUGGUGAAAAAGCCCAAUACUGAAUAUGUAAUCGUGAUUUAUUUCUUAGAUAUUAUCUGGAGGAUCUCGGAGAACCGGUCCGGAGAUUGCCACCUUACCUUUUUGGACCAACGAUAACGCGGCUACGAUCACGUUCGGUUUUGCAGUGUCCACCUUGUUCCCAUUGUCUAUCAUGGCCCCCUUGCGCCGGUCUCAGCGUUCAGCAACCAAGAGGACCUACAAGAGCAUCGACUCCGAACCGGAAGACGACCACAGCAAAGAUUAUACAGGCAACGCCCCUAUCAAGAAGAAGGCUCGCGUCAAAGAAGUCAGCCAAGACGCGGAAAAUGUCACCCAGGCUGUUCCGAAGCGUCGUCGACUACGUGGACUCCUCCAAAAAGUUGCAGAAACACCUUUGGAUGUACUUUUCGAGAUCUUCUCCAACCUCGACCCCCUCGACCUCCUCCGACUGUCUCGCACCACCAAAGACCUCCGCGCACUUCUCCUUCAACGCACUUCCUCUUUUGUUUGGAAGAGAGCGCGACAAAAUGUUGAAGGGUUGCCACCGUUGCCAGACGAUCUGAGUGAACCAAAGUUUGCUCAUUUGGCCUUUGAUAAAACCUGUAGUAACUGUUUACACCCGACGAAAUUUGUGCAGUGGGAGGCAAGGACCAAAUAUUGCCGAAAAUGUCUGGAGACUUCAGAUCUUUUCGUCACGACGUUCGACCCAUACGGCGAAUUUAGAGGUUUUCUUCCCCGUUUCGAGUUUAGGUGUGCCUCCGGACGACGUCGGUACUACUGUUAUGCCUAUGCGCCAGCUCUCAAAUCUCUGCGCGAGCAAUCCGAUUCUUUCGGCGAGGACAGGAUCAAGCGGAUGGUCUGGAGAGCGGAAAGGGAGAAGGCCUACAAAAAACUGCUUUCUCACGCGCGGCAAUGUGAAAUUUGGACUGAGAGACGUGCAGAAGAUCGUAGCAAUGAGCUUGAAAAUGCUCGUGUCCAGAGGCUUGAAGGAGUCGUUGAACGCUUGACCGCCUUAGGAUGGGACGACGAGGUGAAAAAUCCUGAUUUCAUCGACAAAUUGCGUUCAAAGAAAAGUAUGCGCCAUCCAAGGGCAUUGACUGAACGAGCUUGGUCCAAUAUGUCAGAUGAUAUCAUUGCUCUAGCAAAGUGGCACAAGUCCGAUAGACUAAAGAAGGAGAUGAUUCGCGCAGUUGAAGGAAGGGCCGAUUUGUUUGCAGAUGCCUACUCUGACGUUACGCGAGACGAACCCCUACUUCCUAUCUUCCCUAAAGCGGAGUCGGUAGUGAUCCAGGAACCCUUUUCUACACUUUUCUUCGAUACACCACUAAAUUUGUCUAUCGCCGAUUCACUGCAGGCUAUGUGGGUCCAUCUUCCAGGUGUUGCGUCCAAAUGGCGAGAGGUCCAAACUGCCGAACUCCUGAAACUGAUGCAAGAAGCCGGUCUGAAACUUGACAUCAACCUUGCCACAACCGUCUUCACCUGCACCAAUUGCCGCCAGAUCUUCCAAUAUCCUUAUGUCUUGGCACAUAACUGCUCGUUCUGGCAACCCUAUAAAGAUUUAAAUCCUGAAGACUGGAAGCCCUACGCGUUGAGGUAUAUAUCCUCUGGCGUGGCUUGGUCCGCAACCCUGUUCACGACCAAUGAAGAAUCAAUCAAGAAGGUGGAGUAUCUUAUCAAGACUUGCGGCUUAGACCCAGAAACUGCGACGCAGGAGGAUAUGAACGCUCUAGAUUGCCGUGUAAUAUGCAACCAUUGCAGCAUCAGUAGCAUAGAUGGCUCCAAGUAUAAGUAUGUCAUGCGAUGGCAAAACGCAGCGUGCCAUUUUGGAUACACAAAUGCUAAUGAAAACGGUUGGACGCUCCUCGAGGAUCCUGAAGAGAUCAAGCGAGUCAAAAUUCUCGAAAAGUCAGAGAAGGAGCGUGGGUACCACUGCUAUUCGUCGGAGAAUUUUGCUUGCAGUCACUGUAAUGUUCUGAGGUCUAGAGGUCGUGAUCUGGAGGAUCAUCUGCUUGAAGCGUGAGUGCUCGCGUAGUUACCUGACCUUUUCUGAUCACGUUCAGUCACCUGAUAAGCCAGAUUUCCGCUGACGAUUGGGAGUGGCCCGUAAACACGACGGACUACAGAGGUCGGAGGGGUGUAGUCUUGCAUCUAACUACUGAAGAAAAAUCCGAUGGCCAAAACGGGAGCGAUGGAGUUGUCGAGGAAGUCAAAGGGGACACUGUGGAUGCUGAUGAGACGUUGUCGGAUGUGGCUAUACAGUUAUUU